Molecule: messenger RNA, 5389 nt
Organism: Xyrichtys novacula (pearly razorfish)
Lineage: Eukaryota; Metazoa; Chordata; Actinopteri; Labriformes; Labridae
Source: the annotation of a GenBank genome assembly
GAUUGGCUGGCCGUCACGUGACCUCACAGCUGAUUUGGUUGGAUGAGGUGUUUUUGUUCAUCAUCUCAUGAAGCCAUUUCUGGUUAGCAUCUCCGUGUGUCUCUCAUCAGUCGUCGUCUAACAUGGAGCAGGCAGCUCAGGCGGCUCAGCCGAACUCUCUGGACCCGAACAACAGCUCUCAGAUCACGGUGGAACACGACCGGAAGAGGCGGCAGUUUGUCAUCAGACUGAACGGUGAGUGGACAUGUAAACAUGAACAUGCUAACAUGCUAAAGCUAGCUGGGCUGCAGAUUUCCUGACUGUGAACAUCGACGCUGUUUCCUCUAAAAUAAACAAUCAUGAGAAUUCAGACCGAGAGGAGGGUAAAGAUUCACAGAUUAGAGAUGUCAGGGUGAUAAUCCGGGUUAGAUUAGAGUCUGAGGGUCUGAAAAAGGCCUGAGUGUUUAAUCUGGAACUACAAUCAGCUGUUUUUAAAUGUAAACAAAGAUCCUGUUUACUAAAGUUCAUCAGCUGUUCUUUAAUGUAAACAAAGAUCCUGUUUACUAAAGUUCAUCAGCUGUUCUUUAAUGUAAACAAAGAUCCUGUUUACUAAAGUUCAUCAGCUGUUUUUAAAUGUAAACAAAGAUCUUGUUAAUGUAAUUCUAUGGAAAUAGUUUCAGAUUUUCUGUUUGACUAUUUUUUUUACAUAGUACAUGAAGACUCAGGUGUGUAUGUGUGUGUGUGUGUGUGUCCAGGUAAACUCAGGUGAGCGGUCAUGUGUGUGUGUGUGUGUGUGUGUGUGUGUGUGUGUGUGUGUCCAGGUAAACUCAGGUGAGCGGUCAUGUGUGUGUGUGUGUGUGUGUGUGUGUGUGUGUGUGUGUGUGUAUCCAGGUAAACUCAGGUGAGCGGUCAUGUGUGUGUGUGUGUGUCUUAUUCAGAGCUCUGAGAUGUUGUUACAGGUUGAAGUCAUUCCUCCCUGAACAAAGAUCUUUAUCAGUGUUUCUCCACCUUGUUACACCAUCCAUGUCUCUACACACAAGCUCCUGUCUGUCAGUGUGUGUCAGUGUCAGUGUGUGUCUGUGUCAGUGUGUGUCUGUGUCAGUGUGUGUCUGUGUCAGAGUGUGUCAGUGUCAGUGUGUGUCAGUGUCAGUGUGUGUCUGUGUCAGUGUGUGUCAGUGUGUGUCAGUGUCAGUGUGUGUCUGUGUCAGUGUCAGUGUGUGUCUGUGUCAGUGUGUGUCUGUGUCAGUGUCAGUGUGUGUCUGUGUUAGUGUGUGUCAGUGUGUGUCUGUGUCAGUGUGUGUCUGUGUCUGUGUCUCUUUCAGUGUGUGUCAGUGUCAGUGUGUGUCUGUGUCAGUGUGUGUCAGUGUCAGUGUGUGUCUGUGUCAGUGUGUGUCUGUGUCUGUGUUAGUGUGUGUCAGUGUGUGUCUGUGUCAGUGUGUGUCUGUGUCAGUGUGUGUCUGUGUCUGUGUCAGUGUGUGUCAGUGUGUGUCUGUGUCAGUAUGUGUCUGUGUCAGUGUGUGUCAGUGUGUGUCUGUGUCAGUGUGUGUCAGUGUCAGUGUGUGUCUGUGUCAGUGUGUGUCAGUGUCAGUGUGUGUCUGUGUCAGUGUGUGUCAGUGUCAGUGUGUGUCUGUGUCAGUGUCAGUGUGUGUCUGUGUCAGUGUGUGUCAGUGUCAGUGUCAGUGUGUGUCUGUGUCAGUGUGUGUCUGUGGCUGUGUCAGUGUGUGUCAGUGUGUGUCUGUGUCAGUGUGUGUCUGUGUCUGUGUCAGUGUGUGUCAGUGUGUGUCUGUGUCAGUAUGUGUCUGUGUCAGAGUGUGUCAGAGUGUGUCUGUGUCAGUGUGUGUCAGUGUCAGUGUGUGUGUGUGUCUGUGUCAGUGUGUGUCUGUGUCUGUGUCAGUGUGUGUCAGUGUGUGUCUGUGUCUCUGUCAGUGUGUGUCUGUGUCAGUGUGUGUCAGUGUGUGUCUGUGUCAGUGUGUGUCAGUGUCAGUGUGUGGUGAGUUACUCAUACUUCUCUCAUUUAGCAGACAUGAAAAAAUCCCCUCGUCGAUCAAAGAUCUCCUCUGAGUCCGUCUGUUAAAAACGUCCUCAGAAACCUCGGCGUCGUUUCUGACCGAGUCUUUAUUCCAGACAGCUGAGAGAGAUCUCUUACAUGAGGAGAAUGUCGUCCAGACCAGAUCUUGAAUUGAUCAUUCAAGUGUUUAUCUCAUCCUGUAUUGAUUACUCUAAUUCUCUGUUCAUUUGUUUUAAUAAAGCACCGAUAAAGAGACUUCAGUUUGUCAAAAGACGUCUGACAGACACGCCCAAACCCGCUCACAUCACCCCGUCUUAUCGCGUCUUCAUCGACUAACGCUCAAUUGUCAUAAUUAUUUUAAAAUGUUAGUUCUGAUUUUGCGGUGGCUGCAUGGUCAGGCCCCCCAGUACCUCACUGAUCUGUUGUGCCCCUGCUCCUCUGGGCGCCCCCUUCGGUCGUCAGGCCAGAACCUCCUAAAGGUGCCAAAGACCCGUUUUAAAACUCCGGUUUUUAAGACUGUAGCCCCCAGACUCUGGAACAAUCCGCUCCUCUCCCUCCGUUUGAUCGACUCGGUGGAAACUUUAAAAAAUCAGUUGAAGACUUUUUUAUUUAGACGAACUUUAAUGAACAGAGUUUGUUUGUCUCUUUUAUACCUGCACUUAUCUCCGUACUCACCUGUACUCGUGUUUGUGUGUGUGUCUGUACUUUUCUUUUGUACCGUUUAUUUUUGUCUAAUGACUUAUUUUCUGUUCAUCACUUUGUGGUUCUGAUCUGUGAAAGGCGCUCUGUAAGUAAACUUUACUCACUAACAUGUUUUAGUUCUCUGUGGGAGUUAUGAAUGCAGCCUGAUCAAUACUCCAGCCCAGAGCUCUUCCAUGACUUCGAUGAUGAAAGGUCGGGAUGACAUGUUUUGGUCGACUAUUCGAACAGCCAAUGAAAAGGGGAGUUUCUCUAUGUCCGCUUCACUCUGAACCAAUCAUGUUCUGAAUUAGAAGCACGUAUCAAACAGCUGCGUCGUAGCAGAGUGGUGUUCACUGAAAAUGAUGUAGAGUUAAAUUUCAUCUCAGAGGAACAUGAACUAGUGUUUUUUUAUAUCCUGAUGAACUUGCUCCCGUCUCGCCCGGCCCUGUUUCAGGAUCACUCAGUAAAUCAGGAGGAGGAUUUUUGACCCGGUUGUUAGACAGAUGGUCGACUCUCAGAUUUACCAAACUCCACUUCAUUUGAGGUGAAAGUUUUAGUUUUAUUUUUACUCUCAUCAGCGUCGCCCUCUUCAUCUAACAGUGGAGGAAACUUUGAGAGGAGACGAACUUUACAGCAGAGAGAAAACUGAGACUUCUUUCUGCCCUCAGGUUCUCAUGAUCGGGCCGUUCUUCUGUACGAAUACGUGGGGAAGAAGACGGUGGACCUGCAGCACACUGAGGUCCCUGACGCUUACAGAGGGAGAGGAAUAGCCAAACACUUGGCCAAGGUAAAACUGUAGAAAACCAGAAACCAGAGUUCAUCUGAGUGACAGGAGAGGAGGUUCAGAUUUAGUGGUGUGUAGAUGAAAAUACAGUUUAAGAGUCAUCAGAGAGAGAUUUCCUUUUUUAUCUCUGAACACGUCGAGUUUAAACCGACUUUUAAAGAAAAGAGCGUCUGAGGUUCCUGUUUCAUGUGUGUUUGUCUCUGUGACGGCAGGCAGCCAUGGACUUCGUGGUGGAGGAGGAUCUGAAAGCCCACCUGACCUGCUGGUACAUUCAGAAGUACGUCAAAGAGAACCCCCAGCCUCAGUACUUUGAACAUAUUUAUCAAUGACCCGACUCAGCGCUCAGACGGACAGACGGACUCCUGAGCUGUUACACGCCGAGACACAAAAACCAUGACUUUAAAGACUCCAGAGACACGCGGUCUGACCGAGGGGAGGUCUGUGAGCUCAGUGAGGGGGCGAGUUUUUCUAUAAACGGACACAGAGACGAUCAGCUGAUCACAACCUGAAAAAAACACAAGCAAAUAAAGGAACCUGAGCUGAACCCCUGAGACAGAAACGCUCCGAUAACUGAGCGGAAGUGAAGGAGACCAGCCGGGAGUCGAACCUUUGGAUGAAAAUUCUUCCUCCUGCCCUCGCUGGUUCAAGAUGGCGUCCGGUGGUGUCUGAAGAAAGGUCAAAAAACCUUCACUGACGCUCCAGCUCUGAUGAACCUUCUGUCCUCUUCUUUACGUUUCUAAAAGAGCUCCUCCUCAGCGGCUGAAAUGCUGACGGAGUUGACUGAACAGCUGACGUUGUCUCUGAAACAUCAGGAGGUUCUUUUUUUUUGGGGGGUGGGGUUUGUUAAAAAUUAGGGUUUGUAUUUUGAAGACUCUCUCGUUCUGCUCAGUGACAGAAGUUUCCUCUUCGUCGUCGUUUGUAUCCGGAGUCGAUCAGGGAAAGGUGCAGGGAUCUGAAAACCAAAGAGAAAACACUGAGUCGUCCUAACGUCUCCAUCGUCUGUGUUCAACCUUACAGGAACCUGAUGGACGGGCGCCGAAGCUCGAGGGGCGAAUAUUUCUGCUCAAACCAGCAUUUUGAGAAACAGCACUGUUACAUUCAGGGCGGAGCGCUCCGAGUUUACAGACCGUCUUUGAUGUUUGUCUUUAUCACGGCGUCACUGAUAUCGAGAAGAUAAAGGAGGAAAACUUGAACUGACACCAACGCGCUCACUGUGGUCUCCUUUUUUUGCUGUCGACAAUCGAAAGCAGAGAAAACUCCCUCAGGUUACUCGACGCUCUGUCAGGGUGAUCAUCUCUGUCUGCUUCAAUCAUCUGAAGGUUACUGCAGGAAACUCCGUUCACCUGUUUUUGUUUUUAGGUGAUGCACCUGCUCCUUAUUCUUGUUUAUAUUUGUGUUUUUGCCUAAAAGGACGUCUGGAGCUGCUGCUGCUGCUGCUGCUGCUGCCUCCACCAAACUGUAACAUCCUUGUUCUGUUGUUUGUGCUCGAGACUUUUGUUGUCGUCUAUCAAUAAAGAAAUAAGUUUUCAUCAAAUCCCAGAACAUUUUAUAAAAACGUACGUUAAAGAAUAUGAGUGACAGUCCUGCUUGAUUUUACCGAUGUUGGUUUUCUUUUUGCCUUCAGGAGGAUUAAAGUCUCAGCCUCUCCGCUCUUUAAUGAGAAGUUUAAUAAGAUUAAAAACUGAGUUCAUAAGUUUAGAGAAAUACUUGAUACCUUUAAGUACCAUGAAAAAUGACUCAAGCAGAAGUUACUCACUGUUAAAAAGGUAAUUUGCUGCCGCCUGGUGGUUGUAAUUAGAAUGACACUAACUCAAGGUUAAAGACAGUUUUUCAGUUCCACUCUGAUUUUAAGUAAACUGAUGAUAUUUAAUGAUGGGAUUUUUCACCCUAAUACGUAUUUAACUGACCCUCAAAUAAACACAAACAUAUUAAUGUGA